UAGUGGGAAAAUCACCACCACAUCUGCAGUUCUCUAAAACUGCUUGACAGGAAGCACGGAGUGGAGUUAGGCUACCUGGAAAUGUUAACACGCGUAUAAGCGUAAAAGUUCCAUUGCAAAAGAAUUCGUGGAGCUUUGUACUAGCUCUGGUCGUAUACCACAUUAAAUUCGUUUUUAUUUCUGUUUUACAACGUUGCAUCAAUUCAUUUUAACCUGUGAUUGCGGUGACGAAGAAUCGAUGGAUUUUAAAAGAUAUGAACUUCAAACAGGCGCUACUUUGCAAAUCUGCAGACGAUUUCUCCUUGUGAAAGGGUGAAAUGAGUCGUGUGUACAAGCUUGAACCGCAUUUUGGUUUUAAAUGGCUGUUAGAUCAUGUGCAGGAACCUACAACAUUAUACUCUGUAUGUAUUUUUGUGUUUUGGCGUCAUCUACGUAAAACUCGGAGCCCUCUCUUCAGUGGUGGCUUUAGGAGCAAAUAUAAUCUGCAAUAAGAUCCCUGGGUUGGCUCCUCGACAACGGGCAAUCUGCCAAAGCCGCCCUGAUGCCAUAAUAGUGAUUGGAGAAGGUGCUCAGCUAGGUAUCAAUGAAUGCCAAUAUCAGUUCCGCUAUGGAAGAUGGAAUUGCUCUGCGCUAGGAGAAAAAACUGUAUUUGGACAAGAACUUCGAGUAGGUAGCAGGGAGGCUGCAUUCACAUACGCUAUUACAGCUGCUGGCGUAGCACAUGCAGUAACAGCGGCAUGUAGCCAGGGCAAUCUAAGCAACUGCGGCUGUGACCGGGAGAAGCAGGGCUACUACAAUCAAGAGGAGGGCUGGAAGUGGGGAGGCUGCUCUGCAGAUAUCAAGUAUGGCAUUGAGUUUUCAAGGAGGUUUGUGGAUGCCCGGGAGAUCAAAAAAAAUGCCAGGAGGCUGAUGAACCUUCAUAAUAAUGAAGCAGGAAGAAAGGUUCUUGAAGAGAGGAUGAAACUAGAAUGCAAAUGCCAUGGUGUGUCGGGUUCUUGUACAACUAAAACUUGUUGGACAACUCUACCAAAGUUCAGGGAAAUUGGAUAUAUCUUAAAAGAAAAGUACAACGAUGCCGUACAUGUGGAGGUAGUGAGGGCGAGUCGCCUUCGGCAGCCAACGUUUCUCAAAGUUAAGAAGACACGCAGUUACCUCAAACCAAUGGAGACCGAUCUUGUGUACAUUGAAAGGUCCCCAAAUUACUGUGAGGAGGAUGCUACAACAGGAAGUGUGGGCACCCAAGGAAGACUUUGCAACCGCACCUCGCCACACACAGAUGGAUGUGACUUGAUGUGCUGUGGUCGGGGCUACAACACUCACCAAUACACCAAAGUAUGGCAGUGCAACUGUAAAUUUCAGUGGUGCUGUUUUGUUAAAUGCAACACCUGCAGUGAACGGACAGAAGUAUUCACCUGCAAAUGAGGUGCAAGAAAGAAGGUUGACGGGAGCUGGUUUGGAAAGCGAGAUGGCAUUAUUUCAGAAACACAGAAUAAACAAAUAAACAAUAAGUGGAACACAGCUCGCCAUGGCAUCAUUUUGCACAUUAUUUUUAUUUUCUUCUCUUUGCAGAAUGCAUCAAAGCAAAUUUUUUAUAUGAUUAAAAGAUAGACAAGCAAGGUCAAGGCAAUGAUGCCCAAGAGAUAACAUGUUUAUCAUGCACUGCUAUGUAUGCACUGAUGAAGAUGCAAAGCUGGGAUAUUAAUGGCUGCCCUCGCAUCUUUUUUUCCUCUUUAGAGGCAUGGGAAGUUGGGAAGACUGUGGUUUAUUGCCUACAAUAGAAUUCCCAGAUUUCUUAACAAACAAUAAACUUCUUAUUCUCUGGAAGGUAACACGCUGUAUUGAAAAACAACUCUGUUAACUAUAAUGGUUCAUUAAUAGUCUAAUGACUUUGGAAAAAUCUAACAAAAUUUCAGAAUUAAGUCCAAAAUGUAAUGGAUAAACUGGGAAAAUAUUGAGCUUUGCUGAAAUGAAGAAAGCUAUAUUAGCUUAGUGCUUUUAAAUACAUUGAGGCAAAUGUUCACUCCAGUAGAAACGAGCCUUAAAACAUUGCCUACCUAUCCAAGGAAGAAAAGACAUUGUUAAUUGUCCAGGCACACUGGAACUGUUUGUUUGAACACUGAAAAUAAAUUGUCUAUUUAUGUUAUAGUUUCUUAAAACAAAGCACUAACGGGUAGAGAUGUCUUAUUUGUAUUACGUGUUCUAGAAACUCUUAACUUAUAGGUCCAAUCUUGGGGAAGUUACCCACUUAUUCUGUUGCUACUGAUUUCUUUACAUUAAAAAAGACACAAACAAAAUAAAAGCAGAUACAUAUGCAAGCAAGAAAUGUACUGAACGGAAAUCAAUGAAGUUGCUUUCUGCUAUUCAGUGAAGAACAGUACUUCAAGUGCAACAAAAAAGGGCGAGAUUCAUGUGGUUGGGAAAAAAAAAAAACACAAAGUAGAAUCUCAACUUUCCACUACAGAGGGGUGUCUAGGAUAGAAAGCAAAAAGUUCAGCAGGGUUUUAGUUUUGUUAACCUUGCCAAGUAAUGUUGAAUACUGAGAGGCCCAAAAAGCAUGCAAAUGAAAUGGCUGUCCAAACAGCACACAUUUUCAUGACAUAAAAAAUGAGCGUAUUUCCCAAAACUGUAUCCAAAGCAGUCUGCAUAUGCCAUCACGAAAUAAUUGUAUCUGCAAAAAUGUUUUUUAUUUACAAAACACUGUAUUCUCCAAAGUUGUUAACUCCUACAACUGACAGCUUUUCAGUUUGCACUGGUCACUUCAGGUGAAGUUUGAAACUGGUUUUAUUUUCUUAGGUAAUGUUUCUAUAUCUAUACCGUAUGUAAGUAUAUAGCAUUAAAUGGAAGCUUCUUAAACAUAUUUAUAUUGCAUUGAGAUUACUUAUAUCAGCUCUUUGCAAAAAAGGUACUCUUUGUCUUCUUAAAUAGGUUAUAUUAUAUGAUUGUGUGCCUGAUUACUGCCAACAAUUGUAAAGAAUAAUCUCAAAGUGGU
Molecule: messenger RNA, 2989 nt
Organism: Polypterus senegalus (gray bichir)
Lineage: Eukaryota; Metazoa; Chordata; Cladistia; Polypteriformes; Polypteridae
Product: protein Wnt-7b
Exons: 4
Coding region: 373-1422 (349 amino acids)
Biological process (GO): canonical Wnt signaling pathway; multicellular organism development; cell fate commitment
Cellular component (GO): extracellular region
Molecular function (GO): frizzled binding; cytokine activity
Source: RefSeq, a predicted model, not a curated record